Messenger RNA from Schistosoma spindalis, 234 nucleotides. The record is from the annotation of a GenBank genome assembly. NCBI's taxonomy places the organism in Eukaryota, Metazoa, Platyhelminthes, Trematoda, Strigeidida, Schistosomatidae.
AUGAAUCAACGAUCAUCAAAACGUGUAUAUCCUUUACGUGUAAAUGAACAAAAUACAACCGAUCAUAAUACAACAUUGAAUAGAACUGGAUGGAUAUCCACAACAAUAAAUCGAUCUAGUCCAUAUCAUAAAAUUUCAUUGAUCUUGAAACAUUCUAAUGAGCAUAUUCCAAAUAUGAUACAAAUGGAUUCAUUGACUGAUAGAAUAGAGUUAUACAGUAAAGAUGUACAAUAA